CUCUCAACGAACGCAGCUCUCCAUCCUGGCUCCUGCUUGUCGUUGCAUUAAUCCAUUUCGUUCAUCAGUCAUGGCCCUCCGUCGCGAGCGGACGCGUCACCGGUCGUCUCCCAUGACGCAGCCGUCAGCAGGCCUGCUGCUGGAGAAGAAGAAGGGCCAGCACUUGCUCAAGAACCCAGGCAUACUCGACAAGAUCAUCCAGGCGGGGGACAUCAAGUCAUCCGACAUCGUCAUGGAGAUCGGUCCAGGCACGGGCAACCUGACUGUGCGGCUGCUGCCGCUGGCCAAGAGGGUGGUGGCUAUCGAGGUGGACCCCAGAAUGGUCGCUGAGGUCAAGAAGAGAGCCAGCGGCCUCGGAUACAGCAACCUCGAGGCCAAAGAAGGUCAGUCAUGGCAUGGCAUGUGAGUCAGUCAGUCGCCUGUGAGUGAGAGAGAAAGGGAGCUGAUUUGUGGUGCCUCGCUCGCUUUACUCGCGCGUGUGUGUGGUUGGCUGGCUGGUGUGUGUUGUUCAGGCGAUGCUUUGCGGACGGAUUUCGGGCGGUUCGAUGUGUGUAUGGCCAACCUGCCGUACCAGAUCUCGUCGCCCUUCAUCUUUCGCCUCCUCGCCCACCGGCCGCUGUUCCGCUCGGCCGUGCUGCUCUGCCAGAGGGAGUUCGCUGAGCGACUCGUGGCUGAAGUGGGAUCGGAGUUCUACUCAAGGCUGGCCAUCAACACACAGUGAGCGUCGGGAGCAACAAGUGCUCUGCCGUGGGAAAGGAGGCCUGCUUGUUUGUUUGUCUGUUUCUGACCCUCCCCACCCUGUCUGUCAGAUUGUUUUGCAAGGUGUAUCGCGUGUGCAAGGUGUCGGCAGGCAGCUUCACGCCUCCUCCCCAGGUAGAGUCGAUGGUGGUGAAGCUGCUGCCCCGGAACCCGCCGCUCCAGGUGGACUUCCGCGAGUGGGACGGGCUCAUCCGCAUCUGCUUCAGGCGGAAGCGCAAGACGCUGCAGGCCUCGUUCAAGACCAAAUAUGUGCACAGCAUGCUCGAGUCCAACUACAAGACAUGGUGCUCACUCAACAACCAGAUACCUCAGCCCAGACCCAUACGGGUGAGUGAGUGCCUGACGUGAGAUGCACGAGCCUGUGAUGGCGUGCGCAUGGCUGGUGCGUGCAGGAGAUGAUUCAGGAGACACUGGAGGAGGUCGGAGUGACCAACAAGCGCGCCAUCAUGCUCGACAUCGACACGUAUUUCCAGCUGCUGGCGGCAUUCAACCGCCGCGGCAUUCACUUCGUCAACGUGGCACACACACCAGGCCAGGCGCCAGGGGAACCGACAUAUGCAGGUGGGCAGCCAGAAGACGCGCUGGGGGAUGGAUGGGCGGAGAAUGAAUGCUCAUGAAUGGUCCUGUGUGCGCGUUGGUGCUCUCUCUGCGUGUGUGGGGGCUUGCAGGCAUCGACGAGUAUUUCUUCUACGACGAUGGCGACAUGGAUGAGGGGACGGGCAAGGGCGGGAAAGGCAAGAAGAGGAAGGGCAAGGGCAAGAAGAGGGAGCAGCAGGCGACCCCCAUGGACAUCGAUGAAGACGACGACGAUGAAGAUGAGGACAGCGAUGAGGAUGAGUGACGCGCGGAGCCAAC
Messenger RNA from Vitrella brassicaformis, 1614 nucleotides. Lineage: Eukaryota; Vitrellaceae. The record is from the annotation of a GenBank genome assembly.